Molecule: messenger RNA, 1260 nt
Organism: Elephantulus edwardii (Cape elephant shrew)
Lineage: Eukaryota; Metazoa; Chordata; Mammalia; Macroscelidea; Macroscelididae
Product: alpha-enolase-like
Exons: 4
Coding region: 1-1260 (419 amino acids)
Biological process (GO): glycolytic process
Cellular component (GO): phosphopyruvate hydratase complex
Molecular function (GO): magnesium ion binding; phosphopyruvate hydratase activity
Source: RefSeq, a predicted model, not a curated record
AUGACAUUUCUGUUGGAACUGUUGGCUAAUCGCAUUCUUCCCGACCUCACUCAUGAUGUGAAUGUGCACAAAUAUGAGCAGCACCUUCACCAAGCCCUUUCAGUACCUAAAAAUGUGCUCUGCCCAGGUCUGUUUCCUCCUCUACAGAAAUUCACCCUGUCUAUUACAAAGAUUCACGCCAGAGAGAUCUUUGACUCCCGUGGAAAUCCCACUGUUGAGGUUGAUCUUUAUACUGCAAAAGGUCUCUUCAGAGCUGCUGUACCCAGUGGUGCAUCAACUGGUAUCUAUGAGGCUCUGGCGCUCCGGGACAAUGAUAAGACUAGGUAUCUGGGGAAAGGUGUCUCAAAGGCUGUUGAGCACAUCAAUAAAACUAUUGCGCCUGCCCUGAUUAGCAAGAAACUGAAUGUUGUGGAACAGGAGAAGAUUGACAAGCUAAUGAUUGACAUGGAUGGAACUGAGAAUAAAUCAAAAUUUGGUGCCAAUGCCAUUCUGGGAGUGUCUCUUGCUGUCUGCAAGGCUGGAGCCGUUGAGAAGGGGGUCCCCCUGUAUCGGCACAUUGCUGACUUGGCCAGCAAUUCUGAAGUCAUUCUGCCAGUUCCCGCUUUCAAUGUCAUCAACGGUGGCUCUCAUGCUGGCAACAAGCUGGCUAUGCAGGAGUUCAUGAUUCUCCCUGUCGGAGCAGCAAGCUUCAAAGAAGCCGUGCGCAUCGGGGCUGAGGUUUACCACAACCUGAAGAACGUCAUCAAGGACAAGUACGGCAAGGAUGCCACCAAUGUGGGGGAUGAAGGUGGCUUUGCCCCUAACAUCCUGGAGAACAAAGAAGCCCUGGAACUGCUGAAGACUGCGAUUGGGAAAGCUGGCUACACUGACAAGGUGGUGAUUGGCAUGGACGUUGCUGCCUCAGAGUUCUUCCGCUCUGGGAAGUACGACCUGGACUUUAAGUUUCCUGAUGACCCCAGCAGGUACAUCUCACCUGACCAGCUGGGAGACCUGUACAAGUCCUUCAUCAGGGACUACCCAGUGGUGUCUAUCGAAGAUCCCUUUGACCAGGAUGAUUGGAGCGCCUGGACAAAGUUCACUGCCAGUUCAGGGAUCCAGGUGGUAGGAGACGAUCUCACUGUCUCUACAUUGAAAAGAAUUGGAAAAAGUUCAGGAGAUGGCCACUGGCUUCCAAAAUCAUCAUUACAGAAUUUUAACUUUGUGGGUUAUUUCUACAGCAGCAUGGAGCUGAAAAAGCAGCUUCAAUGCCAACUCUGGUGA